Colletotrichum truncatum is the source of this 2955-nucleotide messenger RNA. RefSeq names its product myb-like DNA-binding domain protein. The record is from RefSeq and is a predicted model, not a curated record. Gene Ontology annotation, molecular function: protein heterodimerization activity; histone binding. Gene Ontology annotation, cellular component: nucleus. NCBI's taxonomy places the organism in Eukaryota, Fungi, Ascomycota, Sordariomycetes, Glomerellales, Glomerellaceae.
AUGGAACCCCCGGCAAAGAGACCAAGGACUGGCUCAUCACCAUUGGGUCAGCAGAACAAUUAUGAGGAUGACGAACUCAACUUUGAGCCCGAUGAGGUGUCUCAGAUGAGGGACCCCGGCUAUCAAUUUGAACAGUCUCGGGCUUUCGCAGCUUUUAAGCUCAAAUCAACGUUUGAGCAUAUCUUUGAAAAGUAUGAGAGAGAUUUCACGGGAAUUGGCGAUGAGAUUGAUCUAAGGACCGGCAAGAUCAUUACGAAUAAUGGCCAUCUGGAGAAUAUGCGAAAUGAAAGAGAUACAGGGAUACCUGACGAAGACGAAGAGGAUGAAGGGAUUCUUCUGGAAGACGCCUUUGGGUAUGACGAAGACAUUGACGAAGACGCCAAUCCCAGUACACACCAUACAGGUUCGCAUGAGAGUUCUGAUGAACCAGACGAUGACGACGAAAGAACCCGGCACGGAAAGAAGGACAAAACUAACAGAUUACCACGGGGUGUAUCUAGCACCUUGAGACUGGGAUCUGAGCAACGACUAUCGACGGCUUCUGAACCCAGACCGAGUUGGGGCUCGGAGCCAGAAGCUGUGGACCCGACCUGGAGGGCUCCUGAGAUACACCAACCGAAGCUGGGAGACAGCCUCAUGUCUAAGCUCCAUGGUGCGAGAUAUCGCUUCCCUGCCAGUCAGGGAUCUCAAUCUGUGUGGUCUUCCAGACCAGACAGCGAGCAGGAAAAGAUGACACCAGAACCUGCCCGAAUCGAUUUGGCAUUGCUAUCUCGUGCGAGACAGGAGUCCAUAAAAUUGGGAAGGCCAACGUCAAUGAAACUACUGCAGGCGUUCACCGCUGAGGAUGAAAACGGAGAUGAUAUCCUUGGAGUCUCAGUUGCGGAGCGAUCACCGGGAGUUGGUGAGACCAAGAACAAACCGACCAGAGCCGAAAAGCUCGAUGCAAGUGAUACACAAGAGCAGCCCGUGCCAACAUUGGCAGGUUCUUCUAGACUGGGUUCUCCCGACAAAGCCAUUGCAACAUAUACCAAAACUGAAAAGUCGUCAAAGAAGGAACCAAAAAAGAAACAGACUGUUAAGACCAGACUCCCAAGCUCGAAGACGACGGCUGAAAUAGCGGAGAACGAAUCCGAAACAGUUGAAACGCACUCAAAAGACGAUGUUGCCGAAAGUGAAGCUGGACCAGCUGUGCCUUACCUCGUGACAAACGACAAGGUACAAAAGAAAUCGAUACAGCGACUUGUCAUCGAAUUGCCCGCAAGAGUUCCUGCUCCAGAAGACAUUACCGAGGUUGAGGACCCCGAGGAUGUUGAUACAUUCGUUCCAGCAGAGCAAUCUCCAGUGGCUACUCGAAAGUCCAAUGUCCCCAUUUCUGGCGUGCCUUCAAAUGGCUCGAUGUCGAAGAGCGCACUAGAAACGGCCUUUUCCGAGCCGCAAGAUAUCACUGCGGAAGAUUUGUCGGUGGCUACCGAAGAACAAUCCAAGAAAGACGUCAACGCACCCAAAGAGAAGUUUACAAGGCACGAGAUUGACCCCUCCUACGCCUUCUCCGAUGACGAAGAAGGCAUUCCUACAAUACGAACAAGAAGCCGGCGUGGCGACAAACUGGCUUUAGGUCGGACAGUUUCAAAUAAUGAUAGUCCAACUUCGCUCGCCUCUGAAGCAUUGUUUAAGGAUGUGGAAGCCUCAAAAAACGAUAUUGGCAAGCAGACACGGCGAAAUAGCUCAAAUAUGACCUCAUUGCCAAACAUAAACGGACAUCUUGUCGAAAACUCCAAUCUUAUGGAUUUCGACUUCUCUGAGGCCGGGCAAGCUGACGAGCCAAUGGAGACUGUCGAGAAUCCGAGUGUCUCCCAGGGACAGAGUCACCCUUGGCAAAGCGCUGAAGAUUGCUCAAUGAUCGAAAAGUCACCAACAGGACAGUCUCUCGAACUUGAAAAGCCUUCUCAACAAGAAUUCAUCGCAGAAGGGCAAGGUGUAGUGGGUAUAGAGUCAACCCCUAUUACCGCAUCCAAGACCCUCCCAGAGGAGUCCCAACGUUUAGAGGUUCAAGACUCCGACGAGGACGAAGGCUUCACAGUCACCCUGCUUGACGAGAUCGACGACGUAGUUGUCACGGAGCCUGAGCCCGAGUCCCAGCCUGGGGUCAUGGACAUCGAGCUGCCAACCCUUCCACCGCCAGCCGAAACCCAAAUAGAGCCCAGUACUCUGCCUGUUCCUCCCAAAAGAGGACGAGGCCGACCCCGCAAAGCUGCCUCAGAACGUACCCAAAAGGAGUUUGUAUCACCUAUGCGCCGUCUGAAUCUUCAAUCAAGCAGUCCCCUCAAAAGAUACGCCGCCGCCAACCUAAAGGCACGCAAACCAGUCAACGCCAUUAAGGCGUCCGAUACAACCACUGUCAAGUCCAAAUUACCAACCCUCGAACGCGAAAUCUCCUCCAAAUCCUCCACCCAAGCCCAGCAAGAGACUGAGAAAACAUCUCCUUUCCCUCCACGACCGUCCUCGACAGCCAAGGACUCUCCGCACCCACACACCCCUUCAUCCAAGUCGCAGACUACAAAACGCACCCCGUCUUCCCGCCGCUCAUUCGUCUCCCUUGUCCCGGACGAUGACGGAGACGAGCUCACCCUCAGCCUAUUCAGGGCCUGGACAAACAACAGUGGCGGGUCAUCGGACGGGCGAAGAAAGGAGCCAUACGCCCCUGUGCUGCUUGCCGGCCCGCAGACCAAGAUCACUACGCCGAUGAAACAACGCUCGCACAACAUCGGCAGUAGUGGCAGCGGGGCCAGUAAGGGGAGGAAGCGGAAGGCCGCAUGGGCUUUCGCCGCAACGCCCACUGAGGUUGGGUUUGGAAGCCCCUCGGGGUCACUCGUGAAAACGCCGGGAGGACGAAUGCGGCGUUGCGGAGAAGACGGGUUCAAGUGUGAUAGGGAUUUUUGCUUUACAUGUUUAUAG